AUGCCUGCCGCCGGUAUCCACCACUCUCGCAGAAAGAGCCGCAAGGCUCAUUUCUCUGCUCCCUCAUCGGUGCGCCGCAACAUCAUGAGCGCCCCUUUGUCCAAGGAGCUCCGUGAGCAGUACAAUGUCCGCUCCAUCCCCAUCCGAAAGGACGAUGAGGUCACCAUUGUUCGUGGCAGCAACAAGGGCCGUGAGGGCAAGGUCACUUCCGUCUACCGUCUCAAGUACGUCAUCCACAUCGAGCGUAUCACCCGCGACAAGGCCUCCGGCCAGUCCGUCCCUCUGGGCAUCCACCCCUCCAAGGUCGUCAUCACCAAGCUCAAGCUUGACAAGGAUCGUGAGGCCAUAUUGGAGCGCAUCAAGGUCGGCCGUGAGCUGCGUGCCAAGCAGCAGAAGGCAUAA
Molecule: messenger RNA, 402 nt
Organism: Truncatella angustata
Lineage: Eukaryota; Fungi; Ascomycota; Sordariomycetes; Amphisphaeriales; Sporocadaceae
Product: translation protein SH3-like domain-containing protein
Exons: 3
Coding region: 1-402 (133 amino acids)
Biological process (GO): ribosomal large subunit biogenesis; cytoplasmic translation
Cellular component (GO): cytosolic large ribosomal subunit; ribosome
Molecular function (GO): structural constituent of ribosome; RNA binding
Source: RefSeq, a predicted model, not a curated record